AUCCAGAGUGUCCCCAGCCAGCAAAACGCCGGCGUCGCUCCGUUCAGCUCAUUGAGUAUAAGGCAAUCAAAACGGCAGAUUACCACGAUCGGAAGCUGAAGAAAUGCUGCGAAGACGGGAUGUACGAGAACCCCAUGGGGCACACCUGCGAGAAGCGGGUUGGGUACAUCCUGGAUACGGAUGAAUGCAAGAAGACCUUCCUUGACUGCUGCAAUUAUAUCAAGACCAUACGGGACAAGAUGCAACGGGAGCUCCACCUGGAACUUGCAAGAAGUGACUUGGAUGAAGAUUUCAUGUCUGACGAAGAUAUCACCUCAAGGAGCCAGUUUCCAGAGAGCUGGCUGUGGCAAGUGGAGCAGCUGACUGAGCGACCAAAUGAACUGGG
Caretta caretta (loggerhead turtle) is the source of this 385-nucleotide messenger RNA. NCBI's taxonomy places the organism in Eukaryota, Metazoa, Chordata, Testudines, Cheloniidae. The record is from RefSeq and is a predicted model, not a curated record.